Messenger RNA from Cavenderia fasciculata, 2070 nucleotides. RefSeq lists its product as uncharacterized. The transcript has 8 exons. Bases 1 to 2070 code for a protein of 689 amino acids. The record is from RefSeq and is a predicted model, not a curated record. Gene Ontology annotation, biological process: positive regulation of protein ubiquitination; negative regulation of sodium ion transmembrane transport; copper ion homeostasis. Gene Ontology annotation, cellular component: endosome. NCBI's taxonomy places the organism in Eukaryota, Evosea, Eumycetozoa, Acytosteliales, Cavenderiaceae.
AUGUCAAUUAAAAGAGCAUCCCCUCCUAUUCCAACACAACAACCACCUCCACCUCCUUUAAUUUCAAUAAGACCAAAAAGAAGAGUCGUUGUGAAUAGUAGCAGCAGCAGUAGUAGUAGUAGUAGUAUUAGCAAUAACAAGAGUAUCAAUAAUAAUAAUAAUAAUAAUAAUAAUAGAAACAUAUCAAAUGGCAGUAGUAAUGGUAACAGUAGCAGCGGUAGUACUAGUAGUACUAGUGGAGUAGACAAACAGUAUGAAUUUGAUGCACCGCAAUACUAUGAUUUUAGUGUGGAGCAACCAUCUGCCAUCGACUACUUUGAAACACAAACAAACAAUUCAAUGCCAAGAUGUAGUUUAUUGUUGAGUGGGCCGUUGACACCUUCCAUAUUCUCAUCUUCUUCAUCCAAUCACUAUAUUAAUAGCAAUAGUAAUAGUAAUGGUAGUAGUAGUACUACUAGACCAUUAUUUCAAGUAUACGACCAUUACUAUGACUUUUACAACGACGAAAGAUUAGAAGCGGAAUUCAAUAAAUGGUUUUCAAACCAUCUAUCAAUCGAACCUGAUAGAACCAACAACAACAACAACAAAGAUCAUGUUGAUACCUCCUCUUCGUCGUCAUCUGAUCAGAAACCAUCAUCGACCAAUACUUUGUCAACCAAGGUUUCAACCAUCCCCACUUUCAAAAAACAAUUAAAAAAGGUACCAGUAUUACCUUCCUCUUCCUCUUCUUCCUCUUCAACUUCAUCAUCCAUAUUAUCCUUACAAGCAGGAGGAGGAUCAAGAAAACCACCCAUAGCAGCCAAUUUACCAUCAUCAAGAGCGGCACCACCACCAAUGGUACCAAUUAUUUCCAAACCCUUGAUGGAUCAAGAAUCCCAAAAGGAGAAUUACACGCAUAUUAAUAUUAAUAUUAAUAUUAAUAGUAGCAAGAAUAAUAAUAAUAAUAAUAUUCAUUCAACAACUACAGCUGCCAAACCAACAAAGAAAAAGAGUUCAUCUAUCACUCCAACCCAACAACAACAACAACAACAACACCAACACCAACCAACAGUUGGAAAACGGAAUGCAUUAAAGGAUAAAAAUACAAAUAUUAUAAACAAUGCAAUCAACUGUAUUAAAAAGGUGGAUGUUUCCAUAAAUACUACAAUCUCAUCAUCCUCCUCUUCUGUACCAAAAUUAUCAACAUCGUCAUCAUCAUCAUCAACGAAACCAUUUCUACAAAGAAAACUUGAACUUGAUGAUGAAGUCAAGGAACUUUUAGCCAACCACAAUAAAAAGUUUUAUAAAAAGACAUAUGAGCCAAGAAUGCACUCUACCAGAGAUGUUAAAGACUGGGAGGCAUUCUCUGGACAGACUUGGUAUUCACUGUCUAUAGAAGAGAGAGAAAUGGCAAAUAAAUGGAUUACUGAUCGAAAGAAUAAUAAUAAUAAUAAUAAUAAUACUAUGAACAACAACCAAUCAGGUUCAACAACAACAACACCUCCACCAACAACAAUUACUGUCGUUUCAAAAGACCUUAUACCCAAAUUAAAAAGAUUAAAAAGGAAAAGAUAUAUCGUAAAGAAAGAGUUUGAUAAUGAUCAAAAUCUAGAUGGUGUAGAAUCAUUAAAAGAUCUUUUGUUUUCUGAUACUGACUUGACUACAGAUGAUAUCAUUGCAGUGUAUAAUAAGAGUUUACAAUUCAUUGACAAGUGUGCAUACUUUGAUUAUGACUUGUCGGCAUUUGAAUCAAACAUUAAAGAUACAGAUUUUACAGAUAUACAACAAGAAUGUUUUAUAAAGUUUUGGAAGAUUCAUGAAACCAACUUUAAGAAAACAAGAUUUAAUAAUACAUUACAAAAGAUGAGUUGGAGAAUAGACCUAAAGACAAAAUCAAAAGAUGUACCUGAAAUGAAUGAACCAACCUCUAUCAUUGAAUUCAAUUUAAGCUCAAAUUUAAAGAAUGACAACAAAACGAUUCGAUUUGAAAUGGAUCGUGACCAAUUACAUGACACUUUGGAACAAAUUAAUAAUAUUCAAAAACAUCUUAAAUUAACAACCAGUACUGCUGCUGCUACCACAAGUUCUUAA